GUUCGCAUUGUUUAGAUUGACCUAUUUGUACGAAAGAUUUGGUUUUAGAUUGCAAUGGCGUACGUACUGAGAUCUUCGGCCCUAAAGGGUCUCGAUGUCCUUGGAAAUGGAUCUUUUCGUCACUUUCAUAAAACAGCUUUUGCUGCAGCAAGCAAGACCCCCAUGAGCCGUUUUGAGCAAGAUAAGUUUAUUGACUAUGACAAGUUGGAUUUCAAUGUCAAAACUGUUAAAAACAGGUUGGGAAGACCGUUGACUUUAUCAGAGAAAAUUUUGUAUGGACAUCUUGAUGAUCCUAAAUCUCAGGAUAUUAAGAGAGGUGAAAGCUACCUUAAAUUACGUCCUGACCGUGUUGCCAUGCAAGAUGCCACAGCUCAGAUGGCCAUGCUUCAGUUUAUAUCCAGUGGUCUCCCAAAGGUUGCUGUACCCUCUACGGUUCACUGUGACCAUCUUAUUGAAGCUCAGUUAGGUGGAGACAAGGAUCUCAAAAGAGCCAAGGAUAUCAACAAAGAAGUUUAUGAUUUCUUAGCUACGGCCAGUGCCAAAUAUGGUGUUGGGUUUUGGAAACCAGGCAGUGGCAUUAUCCAUCAGAUUGUUCUAGAAAACUAUGGCUUUCCUGGUGUUUUGUUGAUCGGUACAGACAGUCACACCCCUAAUGGAGGUGGCCUGGGAGGUCUCUGUAUAGGAGUGGGUGGAGCUGAUGCUGUUGAUGUGAUGGCUAAUAUUCCAUGGGAGCUCAAGUGUCCAAAAGUAAUUGGUGUCAAACUGACAGGAAAGUUGUCUGGCUGGACGUCUCCUAAAGAUGUUAUCUUAAAAGUAGCUGGGAUACUCACUGUUAAAGGAGGAACCGGCGCUAUUGUUGAGUACUUUGGUCCGGGUGUAGACUCCAUCUCAUGCACUGGAAUGGGAACAAUUUGCAACAUGGGAGCUGAGAUUGGUGCUACGACCUCAGUGUUUCCUUACAACCACAGAAUGCAAGACUACUUGAAAGCCACCAACAGAGAAUCUAUUGCCAGCCUUGCAAACGAGUACAAAGGUCUCCUAUCAGCAGAUCCUAAUGCACAAUAUGAUCAAGUUAUUGAAAUUAAUCUUAGUGAGUUGGAGCCACAUGUAAAUGGGCCAUUCACUCCAGAUCUUGCACAUCCAAUUAGUAAACUGGGCCAGGUUGCUAAGGAGAAAGGUUGGCCAACAGAGGUCAAAGUUGGUUUGAUUGGCAGCUGUACAAACAGCAGCUAUGAGGACAUGGGUCGAUCUGUGAGUAUAGCCAAGCAAGCUUUAGCUCAUGGUGUUAAAGCUAAAGCAGCCUUCACAAUUACCCCUGGCUCUGAACAGAUCAGAGCUACCAUUGAAAGAGAUGGCUAUGCUAAAGUUUUACGUGACAUUGGCGGUGUUGUACUAGCCAAUGCCUGUGGACCAUGUAUAGGGCAAUGGGACAGGCAGGAUGUGAAGAAAGGAGUGAAGAACACAAUUGUUUCAUCCUACAACCGUAACUUUACUGGCAGAAAUGAUGCCAACCCAGCCACACACGCCUUUGUAACAUCACCAGAACUGGUGACAGCUCUUGCUAUUGCUGGGGACUUGUCCUUCAAUCCAUUGACAGAUGAGCUCACAGGAUCAGAUGGUAAGAAGUUUAAACUAGAAAGUCCUAGUGGUGAUGAAUUACCUAGAGCAGGAUUUGAUCCUGGUGAGGAUACAUAUCAAGCUCCCCCUAAGGACAGCAGCAGUGUUAAAGUAGUAGUAGCACCAGACAGCAAGCGCCUGCAACUUUUAUCACCUUUUGACAAAUGGGAUGGCAAAGAUAUGAAUGAUUUGGUUAUUCUUAUUAAGGCAAAGGGUAAAUGUACAACUGACCAUAUCAGUGCUGCUGGACAGUGGUUGAAAUACAGAGGUCAUCUGGACAAUAUUUCCAAUAAUUUACUUAUUGGUGCUGUUAACAUUGAGAACAAUGAACUCAACAAAGUGACCAAUCAGCUUACAGGAGAGACAGGCGCUGUACCAGACACUGCCAGAUAUUACAAGUCCAAGAAACAAGGAUGGGUUGUGAUUGGAGAUGAAAAUUAUGGAGAGGGAAGCAGUAGAGAACAUGCUGCCCUUGAGCCCAGGCAUCUUGGAGGUAGAGCCAUCAUUGUGAAGAGCUUUGCUCGUAUACAUGAGACCAAUUUGAAGAAACAAGGAAUGUUGCCUCUGACCUUUGCUGACCCUGCAGACUAUGACAAAAUUCAACCAUCAGAUAGAAUUUCUUUAGUUGGUCUUAAAAAUAUUGCUCCUGGAAAGCCAGUGGAAUGUCAUAUCAAACACAAAGAUGGUAAAGUGGAUAAAAUCCAACUGAAGCACACAUUGAAUGAAGGCCAGAUACUGUGGUUUAAAGCAGGAAGUGCUCUCAACAGGAUGGCUGAAGUUGCCAAAACGGCUCAGUAAUACAGAUCACCCAACUACCUAAGUUUUAAAAAUAAUGUAGUGAGUUGUAUAAGUAAGAUCUCAACCGGGUAAAGGGACAUACAAGUAUUUAAACAGAUUGUGAAGGUCCACAUCAAUGCUGAAGUACCUGAUCAACUGAUUCAUAGUUUUUAAAAAUGUAUUAACUUUUAUAAUUGUUUACAUUAGACAGCCUAAUUCAAAAGCUAUAUUUAGUUUUUAAAACUGACAACGAAGACUGUUAGGUGUUUUUUUUUAUCUGCCAUAUUUAGAGGGGCUUGUUGAUUAGACAAGGACAUGUUUUGCCAAUGAAAUAUAGAAUUAAAUAGGCUAUUUAGUUUAGUGAAAAUGUAUUCAUUUUCCCUUUUUUAAAAUUUAAUUUUUGUAUCCAUUUAAGUAUAUGUUUGACUUUAAUACAUGUUGUAUGCCAUCAAUAUGAGUACCAUUAGGUAUGCUGAUUGCAAUCCAUGCACUUUACGUGUGUUUUGAUAGUGGUUACUAAAUGAAUAACAAGCAUUACCUGAGGGCUUUAAUUGUAUAUAAAUGAUUGUACUUAUCAAAUUGUUACUUUGAAAAAGUAAAUUCAAAUAAUCAUCAGCAUAAUCAAUCAUUUUUAGUGAACUUUAUGUUAGUCAUUCAUUAAGCUGUGUCAUCUACAUGAUGGCACAACUUAUUUUCUGAUAGCCCACAGUAUUGUCAAAGCUAGUCCAACAGAACUAAAAUAUUUAAAGCUCUUCUGCAUGCCUCUCCCUGCUUAACAUAGACCAAAAGCUAGGCACUAUAACUCUGUUGUUUUAUAGAUGUACAUAUACAUGCUCCUGGCUUAUAAACAUAAUAAUAUCAGAGAAUAUUGUAGCAUCCUCAUGUCUCUGGUGGUGUACACACGUUUGCAGUGGUUUGUUUCAAAAAGCUUAGGAAAAAAAUUGUAUAUUGUCUUGUAGAAGUGUAAGUAUAAGAAAAAUAUCCGGUGAAAGUGAUUUUUUUUUUUUGCUUUGUGAAGUUAUAAUAUGAUCUGAGAUUAAUGGUUGAUUGGUUUUGUGAUUGCAUUGAAUUUCUGAUGACUAAUCUCAUUUCUGAUUACUUAAUAAUUUGUGCUUUGGUAACUGGGAUGUGCAUCUUUAUAUUACAAGGAAAGCCAUUACUGGUAAUAAUUACAAUCAGCGUGAUUCACACACACACACAGAAACAUUUGGACUGUUGACCAGUUGGUUUGACUGUCUACAUUCUGUUUAUUAAACUUGUUUUAAUGCAUAUAAGCAGGUAGUUCAAACUUUUGUCUGUGUAAUUCAAGAUUAUAGUAUAUAAAUCCAAACAUAAUAGUUUAAUUGUUUACAUUUUUAUUUUUCUCUCUGUUGUAUGUUUGCAGCUAGUGCUAUAUGGGUAAUGAAAUGAAUAUUUGGAUUUUUUAAAUCAAAUUAAAACAAAUAUAGAAUAAAGUACCUGUGAUAAGAUUUUA
Molecule: messenger RNA, 3868 nt
Organism: Physella acuta
Lineage: Eukaryota; Metazoa; Mollusca; Gastropoda; Physidae
Product: aconitate hydratase, mitochondrial
Biological process (GO): tricarboxylic acid cycle
Cellular component (GO): cytosol; mitochondrion
Molecular function (GO): 4 iron, 4 sulfur cluster binding; aconitate hydratase activity
Source: RefSeq, a predicted model, not a curated record